Messenger RNA from Cyclopterus lumpus (lumpfish), 8891 nucleotides. It is a transcript of the gene cacna1c, whose product is annotated as calcium channel, voltage-dependent, L type, alpha 1C subunit. The transcript has 53 exons. Gene Ontology annotation, cellular component: voltage-gated calcium channel complex; membrane. Gene Ontology annotation, molecular function: high voltage-gated calcium channel activity. The record is from RefSeq and is a predicted model, not a curated record. NCBI's taxonomy places the organism in Eukaryota, Metazoa, Chordata, Actinopteri, Perciformes, Cyclopteridae. Bases 1 to 6876 code for a protein of 2291 amino acids. Gene Ontology annotation, biological process: calcium ion import across plasma membrane.
AUGCUGAGAGGCCUGUUUCAGAGGAAACCUAAACAUGAGAGACUGGAGGAAGAACCUGAGGUCAGAUUCAAAGGCUUGCUGGUGUCAGAGAGAGACCUGGGAUAUACAUACGUCCGGCCUGGAGGCUCCGACUACUCUCCCCCUCCCCCACUUCCUCCCCCCGUCCUCACCAACGAGCUCAGUGGCGGUGGCGACCAUGGUGGAGGAGGGGACGGGGUCAACCACGGGGUGGGCGUGGUGGGCGUGGUGGGCCUGGCCCCGGAGCACAUCGCCACACCGGGGGCGGCCAUUAGCUGGCAGGCGGCAAUCGACGCCGCGCGGCAGGCGAAGAUAAUGGGCAACCCCGCAUCGGGCGGAGGGGCGGGGCUUGCGGCAGGAGGGGGCGGGCCCAUCUCCACGGUCAGCUCCACACAAAGGAAGAGACAACACUAUAGCUCUAAGCCCAAGAAACAGACAACGACGACAGCCACAAGGCCGCCACGGGCCCUACUCUGUCUCACACUCAAGAACCCCAUCCGCAGAGCCUGCAUCAGCAUUGUAGAGUGGAAACCAUUUGAGAUCAUCAUCCUGAUGACCAUUUUUGCCAACUGUGUGGCCUUAGCCGUCUACAUCCCCUUCCCUGAGGACGACUCAAACGCCACCAACUCCAACCUGGAGCGUGUGGAGUAUCUGUUCCUCAUCAUUUUCACGGUGGAGGCAUUCUUGAAGGUAAUAGCCUAUGGCCUGCUCUUCCACCCCAACGCCUACCUGAGGAACGGCUGGAAUCUGCUCGACUUCAUCAUCGUAGUAGUAGGGUUAUUCAGUGCGAUCUUGGAGCAGGCCACCAAGGGGGACGGAGGCACUCCUAUUGGAGGGAAGGCAGCGGGCUUCGAUGUCAAGGCUCUCAGGGCAUUCAGAGUACUCAGACCCCUCAGACUGGUCUCUGGAGUACCCAGUUUACAGGUAGUGUUGAACUCCAUAAUCAAAGCCAUGGUUCCUCUGCUCCAUAUCGCCCUGCUGGUCCUCUUCGUGAUCAUCAUCUAUGCCAUCAUUGGCCUGGAGCUCUUCAUGGGCAAGAUGCACAAGACCUGCAAUCACGAGCACACAGGCAACAUUGCAGAGGAAAAGCCGGCACCGUGUGCACCUGAAGGGGCUUACGGUCGACACUGUAACCACAACGGAACAGAGUGCAAGAUGGGAUGGGAGGGCCCAAACAAAGGCAUCACCAACUUUGACAACUUUGCCUUUGCCAUGUUGACGGUGUUCCAGUGUAUAACCAUGGAGGGCUGGACGGACGUGCUGUACUGGAUGCAGGAUGCUAUGGGCUAUGAGCUGCCAUGGGUCUAUUUUGUCUCUCUCGUCAUCUUCGGCUCCUUUUUCGUUCUCAAUCUCGUUCUGGGGGUGUUGAGCGGAGAGUUUUCCAAGGAGAGAGAGAAGGCCAAGGCACGUGGUGACUUCCAGAAACUCAGAGAAAAACAGCAACUGGAGGAGGACCUCAAGGGAUAUUUAGACUGGAUCACUCAGGCUGAAGACAUUGACCCAGAGAAUGAAGAGGAGGGCAUGGACGAUGAUAAACCUAGAAACCUGAGCAUGCCAGCAAGUGAGAAUGAAUCAGUCAACACAGACAAUGCCCCCGGGGGAGACGUGGAGGGGGAGACCUGCUGUACCCGGCUAGCAAAUAGGAUCUCCAAAUCCAAGUUCAGUCGAUACUCUCGGAGGUGGAACAGGCUGUGUAGGAGGAAGUGCCGGGCAGCGGUCAAAUCCCAGGUUUUCUAUUGGCUGGUCAUCUUCCUGGUUUUCCUCAACACUCUGACCAUCGCCUCUGAACAUCACCAGCAGCCUCAGUGGUUAACGGAAGUCCAAGACAUAGCCAACAAGGUGUUGCUCGCACUCUUCACUGGUGAGAUGCUGUUGAAGAUGUACAGUCUGGGUCUGCAGGCGUACUAUGUCUCGCUCUUCAAUCGCUUCGACAGCUUUGUAGUAUGUGGAGGAAUUCUUGAGACCAUUCUGGUGGAAACCAAGAUCAUGUCUCCUCUCGGCAUCUCAGUGUUGCGCUGCGUACGCUUGCUGAGAAUCUUCAAAAUAACCAGAUACUGGAACUCCCUGUCCAACCUGGUGGCAUCCCUUCUAAACUCUGUUCGCUCCAUUGCUUCCCUGCUGCUCCUGCUCUUCCUCUUCAUCAUCAUCUUCUCCCUGCUCGGCAUGCAGCUGUUUGGGGGGAAGUUCAACUUCGACGAGACCAGACGGAGCACCUUUGACAACUUUCCCCAGUCAUUGCUCACUGUGUUUCAGAUCCUAACGGGAGAGGACUGGAACUCUGUGAUGUAUGAUGGUAUCAUGGCGUACGGUGGACCAUCCUUCCCCGGCAUGCUGGUCUGCAUCUACUUUAUCAUCCUCUUCAUCUGCGGAAACUAUAUCUUACUGAAUGUCUUCUUGGCCAUUGCUGUCGACAAUCUGGCUGACGCUGAGAGCCUGACAUCCGCCCAGAAAGAGGAGGAAGAGGAGAAGGAGAGGAAAAAACUCGCCAGGUUGGCCAGUCCAGAGAAACGUCAUGCCAACGAGAAGCCGCCUCUGGAGGAGGUGAAGAAGAAGGAGAAGAAGAAGAAGAAGGAGAAGAUAGAGCUGAAGUCCAUCACCUCUGAUGGAGAGACAAACACUGCUACUAAGAUUACCAUGGAUGACUACGGUGGAGAUGAGAGUGAAGAGAAGAACCCAUAUCCUGCCAAUGAUUACAUAGGAGACGAAGAGGACGAAGAGCCAGAGAUGCCAGUGGGGCCGAGGCCCCGGCCCCUCUCCGACAUUCAUCUGAAGGAGAAGGCCAUUCCCAUGCCUGAGGCCCGCGCCUUCUUCGUCUUCAGCCACACCAACCAAUUCAGGGUUCUGUGCCAUAAGAUUGUCAACCACAACAUCUUCACAAACCUCAUCCUCUUCUUCAUCCUGCUCAGCAGCAUCAGUCUGGCAGCAGAAGACCCGGUCAAAAACGACUCCUUCAGAAACCAGAUCCUGGGCUAUGCAGACCAUGUCUUUACCGGACUCUUCACCAUAGAGAUCAUUCUUAAGAUGACAGCCUAUGGGGCCUUCGUCCAUAAAGGUUCAUUCUGUAGAAACUAUUUCAAUAUUUUGGACCUGGUGGUUGUCAGUGUGUCUCUCAUCUCCUCUGGAAUACAGUCCAGUGCAAUUAAUGUGGUGAAGAUCCUGAGAGUCCUGCGAGUGCUCAGACCCCUGAGGGCCAUCAACAGAGCCAAAGGCCUGAAGCAUGUAGUGCAGUGCGUCUUUGUGGCCAUCCGGACCAUCGGCAACAUUGUCAUCGUCACCACGUUGCUCCAGUUCAUGUUUGCAUGUAUCGGAGUACAGCUCUUUAAGGGCAAGUUCUUCUUUUGUACCGACAGCUCUAAACAAACUCAGGCAGGUUGCAGGGGCUACUACAUAAUGUAUAAGGAUGGUGAUGUGACGAAGCCUGAAAGAGCCCACAGAGAGUGGGAGAACAGUGACUUUAACUUUGACGACGUCCUGCAAGGCAUGAUGGCUCUGUUUGCUGUGUCGACCUUUGAGGGCUGGCCAGGGUUACUGUACCGGGCCAUAGACUCUCAUGCUGAGGACGUCGGGCCCGUCUACAACUACCGCGUGGUCAUCUCCAUCUUCUUCAUCAUCUACAUCAUCAUCAUCGCCUUCUUCAUGAUGAACAUCUUCGUCGGUUUCGUCAUCGUCACAUUCCAGGAGCAAGGAGAGCAGGAAUAUAAGAACUGUGAGCUGGACAAGAAUCAGCGUCAGUGUGUGGAAUAUGCUUUGAAGGCCCGGCCGUUGCGUCGCUACAUUCCUAAAAACCCUUACCAGUACAAGGUGUGGUAUGUGGUUAACUCCACCUACUUUGAGUACCUGAUGUUCACACUCAUCCUUCUCAACACCAUCUGUCUGGCCAUGCAGCAUCAUGGACAGACAAUUCAUUUCGAUGAUGCCAUGAACAUCCUCAACAUGCUCUUCACUGGACUCUUCACUGUGGAGAUGAUCCUGAAACUGAUUGCCUUCAAACCCAGGGGGUACUUUAGUGAUCCCUGGAAUGUGUUUGAUUUCCUCAUCGUAAUUGGCAGCAUAAUAGACGUCAUUCUCAGUGAGAUCAACCCAGCUGACUCCUCCUCGUCCUCGCCAACCAUGAACUCUGAAGAGAACGCCAGGAUCUCCAUCACCUUCUUCCGGCUGUUCCGCGUGAUGAGGCUGGUGAAGCUGCUGUCUCGCGGGGAAGGGAUUCGGACCCUGCUGUGGACCUUCAUCAAAUCCUUCCAAGCUCUGCCCUACGUAGCUCUGCUUAUAGUGAUGCUAUUCUUCAUAUACGCUGUCAUCGGCAUGCAGAUGUUUGGUAAGAUAGCGCUGCGAGACCACACACAGAUCAACAGGAACAACAAUUUCCAGACGUUCCCUCAGGCAGUGCUGCUGCUCUUCAGAUGUGCAACAGGUGAGGCAUGGCAGGAGAUCAUGCUGGUGUGUUCGCCCGUUCAGCCGUGUGAGAAGGGAUCAACCAAUGAGACCAACUUGGCCCCCGAGGACUGUGGCAGCCAGUUUGCCAUCAUUUACUUUGUCAGCUUCUACAUGCUCUGUGCCUUUCUGAUCAUCAACCUGUUUGUGGCCGUCAUCAUGGACAACUUUGACUACCUGACACGUGAUUGGUCAAUCCUGGGGCCUCAUCAUCUUGACGAAUUCAAGAGGAUCUGGGCUGAAUAUGACCCAGAGGCUAAAGGGAGAAUAAAGCACCUGGAUGUAGUGACUCUGCUGCGAAGAAUCCAGCCCCCACUGGGCUUUGGAAAGCUCUGUCCACACAGAGUAGCCUGCAAGCGCCUGGUGUCGAUGAACAUGCCUCUGAACAGCGAUGGAACCGUGAUGUUCAAUGCCACGCUGUUUGCCCUGGUCAGAACCGCACUCAGGAUCAAGACAGACGGAAACCUGGAGCAGGCCAAUGAGGAACUGAGAGCUAUAGUGAAGAAGAUCUGGAAGAGAACCAGCAUGAAGCUCUUGGAUCAAGUAGUGCCCCCUGCUGGAGAUGAUGAGGUAACAGUCGGGAAGUUCUACGCUACCUUCCUCAUCCAGGAAUAUUUUCGCAAGUUUAAGAAGAGGAAAGAACAAGGGCUGGUGGCCAAGGUGGCCCCCAAAACUGCCCUUUCUCUGCAGGCGGGCCUGCGGACAUUGCAUGACAUUGGUCCAGAGAUUCGGAGGGCCAUAUCUGGAGACCUGACGGUGGAGGAGGAGCUGGAUAAAGGCCUGAAGGAGCCUGUGUCGGCUGCAUCCGAGGAUGAUAUCUUCAGGCGUACGGGUGGGUUGUUCAGCAACCACGUCAACUACUACAACCAGAGCGAUGGCCGCGCCUCCUUCCCACAGUCCUUCACUACCCAGCGUCCUUUGCACAUCAGCCAGCAGGGCUCCCCUUGCGAAGUCGAGAGUCCGUCCCACGAGAAGCUCAUGGACUCGACCACUUUCACCCCUUCCUCUUACUCCUCAUCGGGCUCCAAUGCCAACAUCAACAAUGCCAACAACACCGGCAUGAUCGGGGUGGUGACCCAGGGCAUCAGUCGGUUCCCGAGCCCGUCCAUAAGCACUGUGGACGGGCACACAGGACAGCCGCUCACCCCCAUCCUGCUGCCAAGGUCCGCGUGGUGCUUUCCUCCAAAGAGGACGUGUUUUUAUGACACCCUCAUGCGCUCGGAUUCAAGUGACAGCCGUCGGCCAAUCAUCCGGAGAGGCGAGGGGUCAACGGAGGAGACGUAUGAUGAGAGCUACGGCGACGACAGGGAGUACCACGAGGACGACCACUCGCUCUCCUCUGACAUGCUGGUGUAUCACGAUGAAACGUGUAAGCAGUUGAAUCCCAUGGAGGAAGGAGAAGAGGUAGAAGACAGAAGAGGAGGAGGAGAAGGAGGGUGGCAGUCUCCCAGGAGAGUCUUCCUCUGCCCCACCACUCUGGCGCGUAGAUCGUCUUUCCAUCUGGAGUGUCUCAGGAGACAUUCGAGGCCAGAUGUCUCCCAAAGGACGUCUGUACCGCUACAUCUUGUGCAUCAUCAGGCUCUGGCAGUCGCAGGGUUGAGUCCUCUGCUAAGACGGAGUCACUCACCUACCCUCUUCAGCCGGCUGUGCUCCACGCCUCCAGCCAGUCCCACAGCCCAUUGCAGUGAUGCCUCCUACCAGCGAGUGCCCUCUCUGAGGCUAGAGGGCUUAUACUCGCAUGAAAAGCUCAAUACGAGCUUGCCCUCUGUCAACUGCGGGCCCUGGUACAGCGACAGUAAUGGGAACAGCCGGGUUCCCAGUCCCAACCCCAGUGUGUCUAAUCAAAGACCACCACGGCCGUUGUCGCUCACAGUGCCCUCGCUACCGGGAAAAGACUCCAGCUCGCUGUGCCACGGCAGUGCAGGCAGUUUGGUGGAGGCAGUGCUAAUAUCAGAGGGUUUGGGCCAUUUCGCCCAGGACCCGUCGUUCAUCGAGGUGACCAAAGCCGAGUUGGCCGACGCAUGUGACAUGACCAUCGAGGAGAUGGAGCACGCCGCCAACAACAUUCUCAACGGCAACACCGCCACGAACGCAACAUCCAGCACCUCCUCCACCUCCCAGCACAGUCCCAACGGCAACCUCCUCCCCUUCCACACAGCAGCAGCAACGCACAGGGACCAAGUGGUCAGCGAAGGCGAGGAAGAAGCCGGAGGAAGCAGAGGUUCCGUCCACGGGCCGUCCUCACUGGAGGAGCGGCAGGAGCUGCUCGCAGAGGAGAGGGGACGAGAAGAGGAGGAGGAGGAAGAGGAAGAGGUGGAAGAGAGGGAAGAGGGGCAGCACAGAAGCUCGGUUGUGAUUGGAGGAGAGCGGCAGAGGAACAGCAGGCUGUUGGAGGACGAGGAUAUGGAGUGUGUGACGAGUUUGUAGGAGUCGUAUUGACAGGUUUGAUUGGCCUACUGGCCUCUCUGACAUCAUCAGAGACUGACGGUUGUCAGUGCUGGGUAACAGCGCCGUGGCUGGCUCUGUCUGUCCCCGCCCCUCACACACACACACACACACACACACACACACACACACACACACUGUCUGCCUCUUAGCAAGACGUAUUUGCUCUGGACAAUGGCGGCCAGUGAUGCAACAUUAAACACCAGGUUUUGACUUUGUUGGUUUGUAAAGGUUUGUAUGUGUGUGAAUGUUUGUAGUCAAGUAUACCACACUAUACUCUAUACUAUCUGAGUGUAUGCUUGUGUGUGUGUGUGUGUGCGUGUGUGUGUGUUCUAUGAUUUUCUCUAUUUGUACGUGUGCGUGUGUUCUGCACACAGAUCUGAGUGUGUCUCUAAAGUGCCUCACAGUUUUAUCAUGUCCUCAAAGUGUGAAAAGAAAAGUAGGGACGAGAAGAAAAAAAAAAGAGAUGGGAUGAAGGAUGAAAGAAAGGUAGAAAGGAAACAACAGAAGCAGGAAGUCCUUUUCAUGUGUUUACUGCAGAUGGGUUAGUGUGUUUCUUGUUUUCAUUUCCUAUGCCUAUGUUAUUGUUGAUUGUCUGGCCGCCAUGAACCCAGGUAGGGGACAGCAGACCAGCUUGUGGGAGGGGGUGUGAGUUAAGGAUUUAGAUCGGACCGCACACAUUUGUGGUCAAAUGGUCAACUCUUCCUUCUUGGUUCACUGAUGGUGAAGCGCUGUAUUGAGUAAACAGGGGUGAGGAAAACCCUGUUUGAUAUAUCAUUUCUCUUCCUCUUCCAAAGCAAAGGGACCUUGGAGCACAGCCCUGCCAGCCUGGGGAUGGGAUUAAGGUGACAUACCACCCCCAGCCAGGGGGGGAAGGAUUUGAGGGAUGGACCAACAGCCACAACAUGGCUUCUGUAGGGGGGUCAUGGGCAGAGAGAGACACUCUUCUGGCCUACAGGAAGCUAGCCAGCUCUGAAACCCGCUGGUUAGUGGGAUGCCAGCGAGAGACACCUGUCACCUUGAUCUGGCUUCACCUCCUCUGCCGCUUUUCCUUGUUUGGUCACGCCCACUUCCUGCCAAACAGGAAAUGGGAGGAGCAUUUGGUGGCUAAGCAGAGACAGCGAGCCCCCUUUUCUGCCUCAUACCUCGACGAUCCUCACUCCUCCCUCUCUCCUUCCUCCCUCUUCUUUGGUUAUUCGACCAUCCCUCUUCCUCCAUUGCUGGAUAUCUUUUCUUUUUCAGCCCUUGGGAGGCGAGUGUGUCGAACAGGUGUAACAGAGACGGAGGGUGGAGAAGAGUACGGGAGUGACCGAUGGAAAAGAAAACAGACUCUGGGCAUGGAUCGACAGAGGAUCUGUCCGUCAGUCAACCUCACUUCCUUCUCCAAGACCCUCCUCUUCCUCUGAGCGUGAAAUCCUAUUGGAUUUGCUGCCACACACUCUCUCUACAGACCACGCCCACUAUGUAUUUAACAGUUCAAUAUUGUGCAAAACUGGCUAGCCAUGACUAUUUUGUUUUAUACUCAUUAUGUUAUUGGUUUAAUUUAUCCUUGAUUUGUUUGCAAAAUCGGGGUGCUGGUCUCAUAAAUGUAUUUUUGCUCAAUUUAUUUUAGGAGAAUUUUAAGAGGUUUUAAGUAUCGAAGCAGGGCGUAAUGUUUGCGUGCAAGUGUAUAACUAUAUUUGUGCGUGCGGGUGUGUGUCUGCGUUUUAGUACAGGAUGUAUGUAUGUAUGUAUGUAUGUACGAAUGUUUGAGAUAGUGUGUGUAUCUAAAAGAGGGGUCAUUCUCUCUAUCAGUAUGCACCUUUUACAGAUUGUAUCUAUUUAUUUAUUUAUUUUUCCCAGAAGAGAAAAAAAUGCGUGAGGAUGUUUGUAUGUGUGCGUGCCUGAGUCCGAGUGGUUACUUGUGUAUUCUAAAAAGCUGAAUUUAAGCCUAGACAGUAAAUUAAGGUAGCAUUACAAGUAUGGUAUUGUGUGAGUUGGGGGGGGGGGGGGGGGUG